Molecule: messenger RNA, 1498 nt
Organism: Struthio camelus australis
Lineage: Eukaryota; Metazoa; Chordata; Aves; Struthioniformes; Struthionidae
Gene: FBXO48
Product: F-box protein 48
Biological process (GO): SCF-dependent proteasomal ubiquitin-dependent protein catabolic process
Cellular component (GO): SCF ubiquitin ligase complex
Molecular function (GO): protein binding
Source: RefSeq, a predicted model, not a curated record
CAGCAGGGCAACGAGAGACAGCCCGAGGGAAAGGGGGAAAGGGCUCGCUGCCGCUCCAGCGCUCGUCCACAGUGUUAUGGCACCAAGACAAUACUGAUUUAGGCAGCUCGUGGAGUGCUCAUUAAUUGCUCUGUAAUGCUUUCCUCGUUCAGGCUUACUGACGUGAUUUAACGAGAACUCGCAGUUAUGCAGAAAACACCCAAGAGGAACAAACAGUCAUUUGCUUCUUAUGAGGAACCAGCAGUUCUUCCUCCUGACAAGAAAAAAAGAGAAAGUAGAGAUGACUUUGUAGCAGUUUUGCCUCCAGAAGUCUGCUUUCAAAUCUUCAAUGAACUUGACAUUCAGAGCCUGUGUAAUGCAGCAAUGACAUGCAAGAGCUGGAAUCAUGCUAUUGAGAAUAAUGACUCUUUGUGGAAAAAUCACUGCUUAACUGUAAGAGCUGUCUGUCAACGAGAGAUUGAUUACGAUCGGCAAAAUGGAUAUUCAUGGAAGAUCACAUUACUGAGAAACUAUUGGAAAAGCAAAGUGAAGCAAGAAUGGCUGAGCGGGAAAUAUAGUAACAUUCAUUCACGCAGCAGCUUGCCAGAGAAAAGCAUGUAUCCAAUGGAUGUUGACACUUGGGGAGAAAUUCUGGAAGCAGAACUAGAGAGAUGAGAAACCAAUUUAAGGUUCUUAAGUUGCAGGAACCAGCGUCAACCACUCAGACUGCCAAACUGUAAAUAUUUUACUAUUUAAAUUAGUUUUUGCAAACAUGAUGAAAGCUUCUCAGAGAAAAGAUGUAUUUACGUGACUUUGUUUGCACUUUAUCAAAUUGACUGAUUUUUUUGCAAAAUUCAUUUUGCAAAAAACCUAAAACUAAAUAUUGUACCUAAAACUAAAUAUUGUAAUCUUAUAUUGUAAAUUUAAUGAUCUGUAUUGUUAAACAGAUGUUUAUGUGGAUUAUACUUUCCAUUUGCACUUUUUUUGAGAAGACAACUUUAAAAAAAAAAACAAACUGUUUGACUUAAAAUGUGUUAUAUCAGCAGCACGUUAAUGAGAGUCCACAAGAUAAAGAGAGGGAAAGAAGAAAUCCAUACACCAUAAAGGAAAAAAAAAGAAAAGAAAAAAGACUGGACAGCCACCUCAGGAAUAGCCAGCUUUGUCUGAAGUGAUAGAGCCUUCAAAAGGGUCCAUUCUAAACCUGUGCCCAUUGAAGAGCUAAUGUUCAUCAGCACCACGUUUCUAUUGCUUUGACUCUGCAGGCUGUGGGAUAUCUGGAUUAAGAGCAGGGCAGUGGACAGGACUGAAGCAGCCACAGAACAGGGAGCCUCUGCUAUUAGCCAUGCAUGUUUGUCAUUUGCAUAACUAGGUAGCUGAGCAGGGAAUAAAACAAAAUUUUAAACACAUGAAACAUAACAAAGAUAUCCUGACUACAAAAAUACACAAAGUCUCAUAUGGUUUAAGCACAGAGACAAAACCAGGUUUUUUUAUGUUAAUAAUCUCCCAUUUCACAGACCUA